AUGAAGUGCGAAGACUUCUCCCACCGUCGAGAGGAAGCCCCAGUUACCCCGCUCCUACGUCCAUCUAGCGGGGGGUUUUUGCCCGGUAAACUGCCCCUCACCGUGUUUAUUUGCUGGAGUGGCCUCCUGGGGCGGGUGUGGAUAGAGGAAGGAAGCCAGGAGGUGCCCAAGCAGCUGGCCUUUAUCUACGAUCGCGACGCGAAUGGAAUAACGUCUUACUUUGGCCGGUUUUUCAAUAUUGAGGAGUCAGAUCUUCCCAAAUCUUUGUCGGACAUCGAGCGAGUUGCGUUCGUGGAUGUGGAGGUCAAAGCCCCUGGAUAUCCAUCAAAACAAAGUUCUCGUCAAAAGAGUCGACUCACGGCGAGAGAAAUUCUUUUGGGUGCUACAUCGUACCGACCAUCUUCGUCCGACGACGACGACGACGAGGAGGAGGAUGAGAACGAAAACAGUGAACACUCGGAGGCUGUGCAAGAAUCAACUGAUGUUGAGAGCGAAGAAUCCGAUGAAGAGGAUUCUUCUGCCUCUGAAGUAUCGAUGGGGGCCGUUGAACGUUCUGAGGUUUGUGACCCAAACACCAAUAAGAAUGAAUCUGAAGACAAUGUGAAGAAACUGACCAAAAAAGUGAAGAAGGUCAAGGUUUCUGAUGAAAAAUCAACCAUUGGCAUAAUUACGGCAGCUGAAAUCCGUGCCAAACAUCGUCGUGAGCGGCGACAACAGGAACAAAUCAACUUCCAACAACAGGUCAGACGCAGUGCUCGGGCAAAACUGAAGCGUCAGGGUCGCUCUAGUCUAAAAGCGGAGUUGACUUUGUUCGGUUAA
Messenger RNA from Echinostoma caproni, 819 nucleotides. Lineage: Eukaryota; Metazoa; Platyhelminthes; Trematoda; Plagiorchiida; Echinostomatidae. The record is from the annotation of a GenBank genome assembly.